AUGAACACGAAGACUUUCCUCGCCAUUGCCGCCGCCGCUUUCGUCGGCUUCGCCGCUGCUGAGACGUGCUCGCCCACGGACCAGACGACCGCGUACUCGACACUGGCCAGCGUGCUGACCCUGAGCUCGUUCCAGGGUUGCGCUGAUGACUCGGGCUUCAGCUUGCUGUACUCGACGGCGCUGCCAGACGACGACCAGUACGUGAAGAUGUGCGCUUCGGACAACUGCAAGUCGCUGAUCGAGUCGGUGGCCAGCCUGAACCCGCCUAACUGCGAUCUGACUGUGCCCACGAGCGGCCUCGUGCUGAACGUGGUAGACCUGACGAGCGGUUUCUCAGAGAAGUGCUCCUCGUCGUCGUCGACGUCCAACACGGCCUCGAGCGCCGCCACUUCGACGACGACGGAGGCCCCUGCUGCGACGACUGCUGCCCCCACUACGGAUACCACCACUGCUUCGACAGCCACCGAUGCCCCUGCCGCCACUCCCGUUGCCACUCCCGCCACCACCACGACGAACUCGACGAACUCGACGGAGUCCGUGACUCAGACUUCCGCCGCGGCUUGUUAA
Molecule: messenger RNA, 567 nt
Organism: Phytophthora infestans T30-4
Lineage: Eukaryota; Oomycota; Peronosporomycetes; Peronosporales; Peronosporaceae
Product: elicitin INF2A-like protein
Exons: 1
Coding region: 1-567 (188 amino acids)
Cellular component (GO): extracellular region
Source: RefSeq, a predicted model, not a curated record